AGGAGGCUUCAAAUGAUCCGCCGGCGGCGUUCGAGCAGCAUUCAGAAACAAGUCUUCACACAGAGGAAGAAGGACGGCAGCAGAGAUGGUUCAACUCACUUUACUCGUCUGCCUCAGUUUGCUUUUUGCGGCCUCGGCUCAGACUGUGGUGGACCCCAGAGGAGCUCGUCCGGUGGAACAGGGCACCAGAUCGGAUAAAUGUGCCGCUCAGAAGGAGUGGCCUUUCUGCACAGACGAUGAAUGGGGCUCUAAAUGCCCGUCGGGCUGCAGGAUCCAGGGUCUGAUGGACAAAUACGACCACGGCCUGCUGAAGAAAAUCGAGAAGAUCCGCAGCCUCCUGGAUCAGAACAAGGUCAAGCACCGCUCUGCCGACCAGGCGUCCAAGCAGACCUACGACUACGUGAAGGAUAAACUCAUCGUCGAUGCUGGUGGUGACAACAACUACUACGACUUAGCCCAGAGUCUUCGUCAGAGAAUCACAGACAUGAAGAUCAAGAUCGACAGACAGUUGAGGAUCCUGGCUGCCAUGAAGGAUCGGGUCAAAGACCAGGUCGUGGAGAUGCAGAGGCUGGAGGUGGAUAUCGAUAUUAAGCUUCGUUCCUGCAAAGGAUCCUGCAAAGGCCUCGCCGAGUACCAGCUGGACCAGGACAGCUACGUGACACUGGACAAACAGAUUCACCAGCUGGACUCCCAGUCAGCCCAGAACAUUGAGUCUGUGGGUACGCUGUACGUGAUGAAGAGCAGGCCGCUGCGGGACGCCAUUGUGGACAGCAUCUACAAAUCCAAGGACGUCGACAGCAGAGUGGCAGCACAGCAGACAGAAGACAUGUUCCCCGGGGUGAACACAGUCCAGUUGGUCCUAGAGGAGGAAGGCUCCAGCAGUUCCCCAGCAACCAUCUCCAAGGUCCCAGGUACUUCCUACUCUGCAUCUACAUCCUCAUCAUCCUCCUCAGUUUCUUCCCCCGGUACCUCCUCCUCUACGUCAUCUAAAUCCAUCACUGAGCUCGGAGGACAUGGCGGCAGCGAUUUGUUUGGUCUGGGCGGAGGGUUUGAAGCCUUUGGCCAGCCUAGCACAAGCCACGUGUCCACCAAGAGCGUCAGCUGCACCAAGAGCCUCAGGAGGACCGUCGUCCACACGAAGGACGGGCCGGUGGAAAGGAUGGAGGAGGUGAUGGAGGGAGGCCCCGAGUGCCAGGCCAUGACAGACCACACCAAGGGAGGGAUGAGCUCUUUCUUUCCUACCCUCACCCAUGCAUCGACUUCCUCCUCCUCUUCUUCCUCUAUGAGGACCAUCCACAGCGAUGGCACCAAGGGUAGCCUCUUAGGAGAUACCAAAACUGGACUUGGGAAUCCAUUUGGCGCUGAACACGGGCUCGACUUUGGCAUGUUCAUGACAGACAAUGGAGAGGAUGACCUUCCUGACAUCCACGCCAGGAGUGUGAAGAGCACGCGUGUCGAGCGGCAGGCCGAUUAUAUAGGAAAAGGUACCAAAACAUCAGACCUGGAGUAAAAUC
Molecule: messenger RNA, 1514 nt
Organism: Chelmon rostratus (copperband butterflyfish)
Lineage: Eukaryota; Metazoa; Chordata; Actinopteri; Chaetodontiformes; Chaetodontidae
Product: fibrinogen alpha chain-like
Exons: 7
Coding region: 86-1510 (474 amino acids)
Biological process (GO): blood coagulation; platelet activation; protein polymerization
Cellular component (GO): fibrinogen complex
Molecular function (GO): signaling receptor binding
Source: RefSeq, a predicted model, not a curated record